This is a messenger RNA of Ceratina calcarata, 2982 nucleotides long. Its product is annotated as Topoisomerase I-interacting protein. The record is from RefSeq and is a predicted model, not a curated record. Gene Ontology annotation, biological process: protein monoubiquitination; protein polyubiquitination. Bases 226 to 2595 code for a protein of 789 amino acids. Lineage: Eukaryota; Metazoa; Arthropoda; Insecta; Hymenoptera; Apidae. The transcript has 7 exons. Gene Ontology annotation, molecular function: ubiquitin protein ligase activity; metal ion binding.
GAUCAGGCCAAAGACCAGUUUCAUGCUGGUUUCCCACUGGUUUCCGCUUUGCUAUCAUGGAGUACAGUGGAUUGUGAGCAUAGUGAGAAUAAGUGUUGUCCAAGGAAAGCUGGCUACGUCGCGGAUUUAAUCGUUUUUCGUAAUUAACAUCAAGCAGACUUCGCUACACGGUCGAGAAAGGACAAUUUUCUUCAUCCAAUGAACGGACGACGGCGUUAACCGAUAAUGGAAGGUCCGUUGGAAAUAAAGGACUCCGCCGUAGUCGCGGAGGAACCUAUCAAAUCGGAAGCACCCGUUCCGAACCCGGAGAGCAGCGAUCGGAGCGAUGGUGCCGUGUCGCCUCCGCCGAAUUGUAGCAUUUGUCUCGGCAAAUUAGUGAACACGUCGUUUACGGAUAGUUGCCUUCAUCAAUUUUGUUUCACUUGUCUACUCCAAUGGUCCAAGAUAAAGACCGAAUGCCCCUUGUGCAAGCAGACGUUCAAGUCUAUCAUACACAAUGUCAGAUCGGAAGAAGAUUAUGAUCAGUAUCACGUGGACAGAGAACUGGCCAGAUUGGACCUCAGCUACGACUUGGGUCAUGGCACGGAGACUGCAACCAGUCAUAGGUUCCGUUACAGGACGACGGUGACUGGGUAUCCCAGACGAUACCCGCACGUAAUGCCGGUAGUGCUUAAUCCGGAGCAAGUAGCGAGAAGGGAACAACUGCCAAGCAUAGCUCCGCAAGUUUCGAUGGCAGAACGUUUGCUUAGACGCGCCAGUCCGGGCGCCUACCGUCGAACGAUUUACAGACUUGGCAUUUGGGCUUCUCCGUUACCGGACGCGUUCGGCAGUUUCCGCGAAUGCAGCGUGGAUAUCUAUCGAAGAGAACCAGAAGAAUUGAGUCGCCUUAUACCGUGGUUGAAUAGAGAAUUACAAGUGCUACUUAAUAACAACUCUGCGUACGUUGCGUACGCAUUAACAGUUAUAUUGGAAUAUCUCGUUCAAUACGAUAUUAGAAGUCAGGAAUUCCGAGAUUUGCUGCGUCCUCACUUGGGUGAAUUUACCGACCAUUUCGUAUACGAGCUACUUAAUUUUGCUCGAAGCAACUUUGAUUUAGUCGGCUACGAUCAAUCCGUUACUUAUGUACCGCAAGGACUGUCGAACGAAUACGUGUCGAACGUCUUGUCGCCAACGUCCAGUAGCAGUAGUUUCGGUUCUGAUGAUCCGGACAUCCGAGUAGUCGACGAAGCGAUCGAUCUGCGAAUGAAUACGGAAAUACCUAGCGUGGGACCGCACACGAUCAACCUGCCUGGUCCAAGCACGGUGAGUCAAACGUUCCAGUUGAACGUGACGCGGAUUGCGGUACCGGACGUGUUAACGAUCUCAUCCGACUUCUCCUCAUCGGACAAUGAUUGCGAGGUGAUCGGUUACGUGAAGCCUCGUCAUGAAAGAACGCCAGAGAUCAUAGAGUUAGUUUCGUCCGAUCCGGAGGAAAUAGACAUUUCUCAUAUACCGAACGAUACCAUCGAGGUUUUGUCGAGUUCAUUGCACGAGGAUGAUAUUCAGCCGAGUACAUCGAACCAUAAUAGCAGCGGUAUCAAGAAACGAGUUUCAAUUUCAUCAUCCAGUGAAAGCGAUUCGGAUUCGGACAGCGAUUACGUUUGUAAAAAAAGUAGAGCUGCGUAUGGGAGUCGCAGUCGGAAACGCGCGAAGAGGAUGAGCACUAGGAGGCGAAAUGGUUCGAUGGAAACUCGAAUUCGCAUUCGGACCACUAGAAACGUGUCCAGUUCCAGGGAAAACGAUUUGAGAAAAAGGGGAAGUAAGAGAAAUACUCAACGAGCGGCAAAGAGACGAUCAAGCAGCAGCAGCAGCACUAGUAGCACAAUCAGCACCACUACCACAACCACCACCUCCAGCGACAGCGAUUCCGAAGCGAAGCACGUGAACGAGAAGAAAUCGAAAGGUUCGCGAUACUCGAAGAGAACUAGCGCGAAAGGACGCUCUCACAAGGAUUCAAUCAAGAAGGAAGCUCGUUACUCCGACAUUUCGUUAACGAACGUCAGUAGCAGCGAAUCCGAUGAGAUCGGUAAAAACGUAAAGCAGUCUCGCAUCAUGCGUAGAUCUGAGAGAAGAUAUCUGACUAGUUCGAGCGACCUCGAUACAGUCAGACAAGAAAGGGUAACUUGUACCGGAACAAAAGCUAAGAAGCAACAAGUUUCGGACACGAAGGAUUCGUCAUUUUAUCGAUCCGCGUCUAGGAGCAGCAGCGCGUCUUCGUACGCAUCGCAGAAAGAUAAGAAGGUAAACUCUAGACGACGGGCCCCUCAACGAGACGCGAGCAACGACAACGAACUCGAUAAAAGUAAUUGGCCGUCUAAAGAUGUUUCGCGAAAGGAUCAUGAGUCGAAAUACAAGACGAAAAAUAUAACUUGGAGUAGUUCGGAGGAUGAUUUCAGGUCGCGUAGUCAAUGCAGUAAUUACUCGAGUAAAUCUUACACGUACAAAAAGAAAUCGAAGCACAAGGAUAAACGUAAGAGCAAGAAAAGGAAACGAUCUACGAGCAGAUCUCGUGGCUCUUCGAACAAGUCGCGAUCAACGCGACGACAUCCUGGUUGAGGUUUGAGUGGUGUCGCAUCGAAACAUUCCCAUUCGAGAAACGAAAUUUAUAUCGAGUUAGAAGGAAAAAGUCUCAGGGUAAUAUCACCGAAUCAAAAUUGAUGAAAUUGACUACGAUGCGUUCGAGUAUUAAAUACUUCGAAUCCGGAACGAUCAAUGUUCCAGUUGCCGUUAUUUACUUGUAAAUUACUGAUUUACUAUUUUCACGUUUUAUUCAUAUGAUGUAGCGUUACAGUGAAAAUAUUCGGGUACAAUGAAUUUAAAUUAGCUUUGACGAUUUAUAUACAUGUUGAUUUAUUAAUUGAUUUAUUAUUAGGCGAGAUUUAUUAGUUGAUAUAGUAGUAGGUGAGAGAGUAAAGAAGUUACAAGUAAAAAUUCAUCGCGAAA